Messenger RNA from Macadamia integrifolia, 1333 nucleotides. RefSeq names its product F-box protein At3g07870-like. The transcript is spliced from 2 exons. Lineage: Eukaryota; Viridiplantae; Streptophyta; Magnoliopsida; Proteales; Proteaceae. Gene Ontology annotation, molecular function: protein binding. The coding region runs from base 128 to 1165 and encodes 345 amino acids. The record is from RefSeq and is a predicted model, not a curated record.
CGAUAUAUAUAAACGAGUUCUAGACCUAGAGGAGUUUCAGAAGAGGAUUGAAGGUUUUGUUGGUACUGCUUGAUUGCAGAAAAGGAAAGGGACGAGGGUUGAGUUUAUUGACGGAGGAAGUAAAGACAUGGACAAGGAUAAAACGAAAACAGAGCCCUACUUUGCACAGGAUAUUGUCUAUAACAUCCUCCUUUGGCUACCAAUAGCCUCUCUUUACAAUGCAUCCCUGGUAUGCAAGCAGUGGUUCAAUAUAAUUUCUGACCCUAAUUUUCGUAGAGCUUACAACCUUAAUCAAGGAUUCGCCUUGCUACUUCAAGAGCCAUCAUUGAGAUUCUAUGAGACUUAUCUUAUUAGAAUGAAAGGAGGAUUGCUUUCUAAAUUAGAAUCAACUCUUCUUCCUAUCACUAAAAGGAUUGUCAGUUCAUGUAAGGAGUUUGCAUUAAUAAAACCUAAGGUGGAAAAGCCUUGCCUCUGUGUUUUCAACCUUACUACCCAGAAAACCCAUUGGCUUCCUCAUGGUCCCUUGUCAGUUAGUCAUGAAUAUCUCAACUAUUAUGGGAUUGGGUUUCAUCCUACAACUAAAAGAUACAAGGUGGUGUGUUUUGGAAGGAGUAUUAGAAACAAUGGUAGCAGGUGUGAGGUACUGAACCAAGGCUAUACAACAUGGAGACAAAUCGACGAACCUGUUGACAAAUAUAUUCUUCCAUGGCCGUGUACAAUUUCGAUUAAUGGGUUUCUUUAUUGGUAUGGAGAUGUUUUCAUUGGAACUUCUUACAAGAUAAUCUCUAUGGACUUGGAAAAUGAUAAGUUUCUUGAGAUUCCUAUGCCUCACACUUCUAGUCUGCAGCGUCCUCUUUGUGGUUUCGAGCUUCUUGAAAUUGAGGGUUGUUUAUCCUUGAUUGAGUACGAAGAAAUGCGCCAAAUUAAUUUUGAGAUUUGGAGUUUGAAGGAUAUUAAUGAUGGUACAUGGGAAAGAAGAUUCAGAGUUAGCUUGGCAACUAUAAGACGCAACCCUGUUCUGUCCUUGGAUUCUCUCUGGUACAUUGGAAGCCUCUACAAUGGGAAGUUCUUACUUUUCAAACGGGAUAAUACCUUGGACUACUUUGUUGUUGAUGUGAUUAAAUGUGAGAUAAAGCCAGCGCCUAUUGAUAUCAGGAUGAAAUAAGCUUGGACUGCUCACUCUAUUAACAUGUCCUUGUGUGUUCCUUUCUGAUUUAAUUGAGUCAUGAGAUAUUCAGAGAGAAAUGUUAAGCAUGAGUGGCUCUUUAUUACAAUGAGAAACAUCUUUUGAGAAUCAAUAAUAAAUGACUCAAUAUAUUUAAAAUGGUUACCA